Messenger RNA from Octodon degus (degu), 2166 nucleotides. It is a transcript of the gene Mmp28, whose product is annotated as matrix metallopeptidase 28. The record is from RefSeq and is a predicted model, not a curated record. Gene Ontology annotation, molecular function: zinc ion binding; metalloendopeptidase activity. Gene Ontology annotation, cellular component: extracellular matrix. Lineage: Eukaryota; Metazoa; Chordata; Mammalia; Rodentia; Octodontidae. Bases 225 to 1787 code for a protein of 520 amino acids. The transcript has 8 exons. Gene Ontology annotation, biological process: collagen catabolic process; extracellular matrix organization; proteolysis.
UGGCGGACCCGGGGCAGGCACUGCCGGGGCGGACGACCUCGGCAGGCUCCAGACUGAGCGACCCAGGUCACGGAGCCAGGCACGGGCGAGCCCCUGGGACCGUGUGUGCCCGAGAGGCGGCGGCGCAGCGCUGGCGCAUCCCCUGGCUCCCCGGCGCAGCUGACCGACGGCCGGCGCCCCGUGCGCCAGGCUCGCUGCACCGGGUUCUGGGAGCAACAGGCACGAUGGUGGCGCGCGGGGGUCUCCUGCUGCGCGCCCUGCCGCUGCUGCUGUGGGGUGGCCUGGACGCCCAGCGGGCCGAGCACGUCAGCCAGGAGCUGCGCAAGGAGGCGGAGGUGUUCCUGGAGAAGUAUGGGUACCUCAGUGACCAGGUCUCCAAAGCUCCCACCUCCACGCAAUUCAGCAAUGCCAUCAGAGAGUUCCAGUGGGUGUCUCAGCUGCCCAUCAGUGGUGUACUAGACCGUGCCACCCUGCAGCAGAUGACACGACCCCGCUGUGGGGUCGCAGACACCAACAGCCAUGCAACCUGGACGGAGCGGGUCAGUGCUUUGUUUGCUGGACGCCGGGCCAAGAGGAGGCGCAAGAAACGCUUCACAAAGCAAGGCAACAAGUGGUACAAACAGCACCUCUCCUACCGCCUGGUGAACUGGCCUGAGCGCCUGCCCGAGCAGGCAGUCCGGGGUGCUGUGCGUGCUGCCUUCCAGCUGUGGAGCAAUGUUUCAGCCCUGGAGUUCUGGGAGGCCCCAGCCACAGCCCCUGCAGACAUCCGCCUCACUUUCUUCCAAGGAGACCACAAUGAUGGACUGAGCAAUGCCUUCGACGGUCCAGGGGGCGCCUUAGCGCAUGCCUUUCUGCCCCGCCGGGGUGAGGCACACUUCGACUUAGAUGAGCGCUGGUCCCUCAGCCGCCGCCGUGGACGCAACCUCUUCGUCGUCUUGGCUCACGAGAUCGGCCACACACUGGGCCUCGAGCACUCGCCUGCACCCCGCGCACUCAUGGCGCCCUACUACAAGAGGCUGGGGCGCGACGCCCUGCUCAGCUGGGACGACGUGCUGGCCGUGCAGAAUCUGUAUGGAAAGCCCCUGGGAGGCUCCGUGGGUACCCAGCUCCCAGGAAAGCUGUUCACUGACUUUGAGGCCUGGAGCCCCCACAACUCCCAAGGCAGACGCCCUGAAACCCCGGGUCCUAAAUACUGCCACUCUUCGUUCGAUGCCAUCACUGUAGAUGGACAACAGCGACUGUAUGUAUUUAAAGGGAGCCACUUCUGGGAGGUGGCCCCUGAUGGUAACGUCUCAGAGCCCCACCUGCUGCAGGAAAGGUGGCCAGGACUGCCCCCCAACAUUGAGGCUGCUGCAGUAACACUGGAUGAUGGAGACUUCUACUUCUUCAAAGGAAGUCGAUGCUGGAGGUUUCGGGGUGCCAAGUCAGUGUGGGGUUCCUCCCAGCUGUGCCGGGCAGGGCGUCUGCCCCGGCACCCAGAUGCAGCCCUUUUCUUCCCUCCUCUACACCGCCUGAUUCUCUUCAAGGGUGCCCGGUACUAUGUGCUGGCCCCUGGAGGGCUGCAAGUGGAGCCCUACUACCCUCGCCUCCUGCGGGAUUGGGACAGUGUUCUUGAGGAGGUCAGUGGUGCCCUGCCAAGACCUGAUGGCUCCAUCAUCUUCUUUAGAGAUGACCACUACUGGCAACUUGACCAAGCCAAACUGCAAGUGACCACCUCAGGUCGCUGGGCCACCGAGCUGCCCUGGAUGGGCUGCUGGCUAGCCAACUCAGGAGGGGCCCUGUUCUGAAGACCCCCAUUGGUACCCUUGGGCCAAUUCACUUCUCCUGCCCCAGGGGCAGAACCUGUCUGAGAGCCUCUAAACCUCACUGCAGAAGAGCAGGCAGCAAAGUUGCCACCAGGAAGCUUGUGAGCAUUUGCACCUGUUUCCCAGAGAAGGCGGCAUUGUCUUUGUGCUGUUCCCACUACAGGGACACAGUUGUGGAUCAAUCCAAGGAAAAGCAACAAAGGGUCCCAAACCCUUGGCCCUUUCCCCCAGCGACUUCUUUCUUUCCCAUGCGUUGGAGAUUUUGUUUCUUCUGCUAAAUAUGCAGUUCUAUUGGUGUGUUGAUGGUGUCGGGUCCAACUAGAGAGAAUGCAAAGCUUAAUAGGAAGCUUGGAGGCUGUUU